CGUCACUGUGCUACAUCUGGUAGUAGUAUCCUCAGCGGCCAUAUGUAAUUUAACCUCAUUCAUUCAUUUUCAGACGCGUUUUGCUUCUCUUUGUUCACAAUAAACUCCGUUUCUUUUACGGCGAGGAGCUGCGUGUUUCUCUCCGCUCAGUCAUUCUCCAGGACGUUUCCCAGUUUAUGCCGUGGUGACUGUCCGUCGCAGGCUGGGUGGUGACAGUACAAUGAUCGAGCGACCAGAGACUGCGGUUCCCAGCAUCGCUCAGCGGAACCUGGAGGGCUAUGUGGGCUUCGCCAAUCUUCCCAACCAGGUGUAUCGGAAGUCGGUCAAAAGAGGUUUCGAGUUCACAUUAAUGGUUGUAGGUGAAUCUGGUCUUGGGAAAUCGACACUCAUCAACUCUCUGUUCCUGACUGACCUGUACUCUAAGGACUACCCUGGGCCGUCCCAGCGCAUCAAGAAGACUGUGCAGGUGGAGCAGUCUAAAGUGCUGAUUAAGGAAGGAGGGGUUCAGCUGACACUCACCAUUGUGGAUACACCAGGUUUUGGAGAUGCAGUGGACAACAGCAACUGCUGGCAGCCAGUCAUAAACUACAUUGACAGUAAGUGUGAGGACUUCCUGAAUGCAGAGUCGAGGGUGAACCGCAGAUCCAUGCCGGACAACAGAGUCCACUGCUGCCUGUACUUCAUCGCACCCUCUGGACACGGUCUGAAGCCGCUGGACAUUGAGUUCAUGAAGAGACUCCAUGACAAAGUCAAUGUCAUCCCUCUUAUUGCAAAAGCUGACACUUUGACCCCUGAAGAAUGCCAGCUUUUUAAAAAACAGAUAAUGAAAGAGAUACAGGAGCACAAAAUCAAAAUUUACGAAUUCCCCGACACAGAGGAUGACGAGGACAACAAGCUCAUCCGAAAGAUAAAGGAGAAGAUGCCCCUGGCAGUAGUCGGCAGCAACGUCGUUAUUGAGGUGAACGGCAAGAAGGUCAGAGGUCGCCAGUAUCCAUGGGGCGUGGCAGAAGAGGGCAUUUUUGUGGAGAAUGGGGAACACUGCGACUUCACCGUGCUCCGCAACAUGUUGAUCAGGACCCACAUGCAGGAUCUGAAGGACGUCACCAACAAUGUCCACUACGAGAAUUACCGCAGUAAGAAACUCGCUGCCGUCACCUGUAACGGAGUGGACACUUCCAAGACCAAGGGGCAGCUCACUAAGAGUCCCCUGGCACAGAUGGAGGAGGAGCGCAGGGAGCAUGUGAUGAAAAUGAAGAAGAUGGAGGCAGAGAUGGAACAAGUCUUUGAAAUGAAGGUUAAGGAGAAGAAGCAGAAACUGAAGGAUUCAGAGGCUGAGCUGGAGCGACGCCAUGAACAGAUGAAACGGAACCUGGAGGCACAGUACAAAGAGCUGGAGGAAAAGAGACGAGUGUUUGAGGACGAGAAGGCCAACUGGGAGGCUCAGCAGAGAAUCCUCGAGCAGCAGAAACUGGACGCUUCCAAGACAAUGGAAAAGAACAAGAAGAAAGGAAAGAUCUUCUAAAGAGAGACACAACCUGUUCCUUCAGUUUUACACAAACUCAUUUUUCCUCAUCCUCCCUGAAGCUCACAUCUACUGUGGCCCUCAGAGCAAC
Messenger RNA from Seriola dumerili (greater amberjack), 1613 nucleotides. Its product is annotated as septin-7-like. Lineage: Eukaryota; Metazoa; Chordata; Actinopteri; Carangiformes; Carangidae. The transcript is spliced from 14 exons. The record is from RefSeq and is a predicted model, not a curated record. Gene Ontology annotation, molecular function: molecular adaptor activity; GTPase activity; GTP binding. The coding region runs from base 221 to 1522 and encodes 433 amino acids. Gene Ontology annotation, biological process: cilium assembly; cytoskeleton-dependent cytokinesis. Gene Ontology annotation, cellular component: microtubule cytoskeleton; septin complex; cell division site.